AUGUCUAGUAAAGUUGAGCUAUCGGGAGGCUACUUUACGUCCACACAUCAUUCUACAACCUAUGACUACAUUUCGCCACUUAAAUUAGAUUUAAGUGGUAAACAUGUUCUGAUCACAGGCGCCGCUUGGGAAGAUGGAGUAGGAUAUGCCACAGCUACGGCUUUUGCGCGGGCAGGAGCGUCUGCGAUAGCUGUUGCUGACCUACAUGGCGUGUCAAGCGAUCUUGUCGCGCAACUGAAGUCAGCUGCAGUACAAGCUGGUCGUCCUGAACCUUUGGUGCUAAGCUGUAAGGUUGAUAUCGCAAGCCGAGACAGCGUUCAAGCAAUGCAUGGCACGGUGUCGCAGGGCUUUGGUGGGCGCCUGGAUAUUAUCGUGAACAAUGCGGCCCGUAUGGAACCGUUCGAGCCGUUCCUUGAUUCAGACCCGGAUGUGUACUGGCAAACAUGGGAAGUUAAUGUUCACGGGCUAUUCAACAUGGCGCGCACAUUUCUUCCCAUGCAACUUUCAACCCAUGCUAACACCAACGGUUCAUGCAUAAUAAUCAAUGUAUCCUCUUCAGGCGCAUUGAGCGCUCGGUCGGGAAGCGGAAGCUACCGGAGUUCAAAGCUCGCGAUAUUAAGGUGGACCGAGUCCUUGCAGUUGGAAUAUGGUGAUAAAGGGCUUUUGACGUUAUGUGUGAAUCCAGGCGCGAUUAAAACAAAGAUUAGUGAGGGUAUACUGCCGGGGAUGGUGCGGGAAGCAUUUCCUGACCGUCCAGAUAUAGCUGGUGAUACAAUUGCAUGGUUGGCCGCCGAGCGCAGGGAGUGGCUAGGGGGGAGGUACGUGAGCUGUCCAUGGGAUAUGGAGGAGCUCAUGAAGAAGAAAGACGAAAUCGUGGAGAAAGACAAGCUUAAGAUGAGAAUGGUCUUUUAA
Molecule: messenger RNA, 912 nt
Organism: Aspergillus affinis
Lineage: Eukaryota; Fungi; Ascomycota; Eurotiomycetes; Eurotiales; Aspergillaceae
Product: SDR family NAD(P)-dependent oxidoreductase
Exons: 1
Coding region: 1-912 (303 amino acids)
Source: RefSeq, a predicted model, not a curated record